ACGGUGCCUCAGGGUGCCAGCUAGUUCAAAGAAGGUUGCCCUGGACAUCCGGACAUUCUUCAGCCAGUCCUCAUUGAUCCAUGUGGCCAUCACCGUGUUGGUCCACCAGUCCUCACUCCUGUCUUUCACCCACCAGCGUCGCGGGACUAUAUGGGCAGCAAUGACAGGAAUUCAAAGUGAUAGCCUUCAGGAUUUCCUCUCUGUCUCAACUGUGGUGCAGUUGGAAGAGGAACUUCAGCACAGAGAUCCAGAGCCUACUCAGUUUCCUGGGACUUUACUGGGGACUUCUCAAGGGGGAAUUUCCCUGACUUUUGUGAUCCCCAAGCAUCAGUAUAAGCAGCCAGCAGGGAGAAAGAGAAAACAAUUGUAUUUAUCCACUCAAUGCCCCCCAACAGGCAGAACACUGAACCCCAGAACUUCCUCCACAAGCAAAAAAAAAUACACAUGCACUGAUUGCAGGAAAAUCUUCAAGUCCAAUUAUGAAUUUAUUAGACAUCAACGAAUCCAUACAGGAGAAAAACCAUAUGAAUGCACAAAGUGUAGGAAGAGAUUUAUACGGAAGGAUCACUUGCUGAAACAUGAGAGCAUCCACCGAAAAGUGUGUUCGUAUAAGUGCCGAGUGUGUCAGAAGGUCUUCCGAUGGCUUACACAUCUUCAGUCUCAUCAAAGAACCCACAGGCAAGAAAGCCGUUUCACGUGCCCCACAUGUGGGAAAUCUUUUUCUAAGAAAGGUGAUUUGAAUAGGCACCAGAGGAUUCACACAGGAGAGAGACCCUAUGGAUGUCUUGAAUGUGGGAAAUCUUUCCAACGGAAGGAGCACCUUAUGUAUCAUAAGGGAAUCCACAAACAAGAAGGUCCUCACAGAUGCCCCAACUGUGGGAAAAGUUUUCACCGAAAGGGACUGCUUGUGUCACACCAGAGACUUCACACUGCAGAGAAACCCUUUGCAUGCUCUGUGUGUGGAAAGGCAUUCCGAGAAAGAGCAUAUUUAAACAAACACCAGAAAAUUCACAUGGCCGGAAGGUGCUAUAAAUGCUUGGAAUGUGGGAAAAGUUUUCUCCGAAAGAAGUCACUUCAGAUACAUCAGAGAAUCCAUACCAAGGACAACCUGCACAAGUGCCCUGAAUGUGGAAGGGCUUUCUGCACCAAAUCAGAACUCAAGAAACAGCAGGGAAUCCACACAGGAGUGAAACCCCAUGAAUGCUUGGACUGUGGGAAACGUUUCCGUCGAAAGGAUUAUCUAGUAACGCACCAGAGAACUCACACCGUAGAAAAGCCCUAUGCAUGUCCUGAGUGUGGGAGAGCCUUCUCUGCAAAAGAACAGCUGAAAAAACACCAGAGAAUCCACACAGGGGAGAAACCCUUUGCAUGCUUAGAGUGUGGGAGAUGCUUUCUACGUAAGGAAUCCUUAGUGAAUCAUCAGAGAAUCCAUACUGGAGAGAAACCCUAUGAAUGCCCUGAGUGUGGAAAAUGUUUUUGCAAGAAGGGGUUACUUGUGGCACAUCAGAAAAUUCACAGUGGAGAAAAGCCUUUUCUGUGUCCUGUCUGUGGAAAAACCUUUUCUCAAAAACAAGUGUUGAUGUCACACCAGGGAAUCCACACAGCAGAGAAACCGUAUCAAUGCCCUGAGUGUGGGAGAGAAUUCCAACGGAAGGAAUAUCUCCAGGUUCACCAGAAGAUCCACAAGGAAGAGAGAUCUUAUGGAUGCUUGGAGUGUGGGAAAUCUUUCCACAAAAAGGGGAUACUUGUCUCACACCAGAGAACUCAUACAGGAGAGAAACCUUUUGCAUGUUCUGAGUGUGGAAGGUGCUUUGGUGAAAGCAAAGUGUUGAAGAGGCACCAGAGAAUCCACACAGGAGAAAAACCUUAUAAGUGCCUGGAGUGUGGGAAAAGCUUCCUACGAAGUGACGCACUUGUUGAGCAUCACAGAAUCCACACUGGAGAGGAACCCUAUGAGUGUCUAGAGUGUGGGAAAAGAUUUCGAGCACGGAGGAAGUUGGUGGCUCACCAGAAACUCCACAAAGGAGGGACAAGGUGUUGAAGCCCUGAAUUGGAAAAUGGUUUUCCAAGUAAAUAACCUUCCCGUAUACAGGAGAAAACCCCAGGACUGUCUCAAGUUAAGAAAAACGUUUUAUGAAUGAUGCGGGAGGGGGCAUUAUUCAGUGGUACAGAAUCUGCUUGGCAUGCAGAAGAGGUCCCAGAUUCUGUCUCCAGUUAAAAGAUUGGGUAGUGGGUGAUCUGAAAGGCCUUAGACCCCUGGAGAACAGCUGCAAGUCACGAGUGCAGGAUACCAGCCUUGAUAGACAGUGGUCUGUCUCAUUAUAAGACAGUUCGUAUAUAUGUGUAUGAAAACACAGUUCGAAGUCCAG
This is a messenger RNA of Gekko japonicus, 2369 nucleotides long. Its product is annotated as zinc finger protein 260-like. Gene Ontology annotation, cellular component: nucleus. The record is from RefSeq and is a predicted model, not a curated record. Gene Ontology annotation, molecular function: RNA polymerase II cis-regulatory region sequence-specific DNA binding; DNA-binding transcription activator activity, RNA polymerase II-specific. NCBI's taxonomy places the organism in Eukaryota, Metazoa, Chordata, Lepidosauria, Squamata, Gekkonidae. The transcript has 2 exons. The annotation marks the transcript as partial. Gene Ontology annotation, biological process: regulation of transcription by RNA polymerase II.